AUGACAAGAUCGCAUCUGUCCCCCAUCAAUACAUACUCUGUAUUGGCAAGCCCGUCCCCUAGGCCGCCUGUACUCAACAUUGAAAUACCUGAGAACGCGAGAUUUGCAAAUUUACAGCAUGUGUCAUCCGCAUCGGCGGUGAGCAUUUGUUCACUUUGCAGAGACCUCGAACCUGGCGAAACUCUGGCGGUGCACAAGCCGUUUACACAAGGCAUUCACAACGACGAUUACAUCGCCAUGUUUCACCUUUUCGGACCACAGAAUAACGCACUCAAUGUCCCUAUCAUCAUAAUUGAGCUGGGAAAUGAUGCAGAUUUUACUAUGUGUCAGUGUUUGAACACCAGGGCAAACGUAUCCGUCUCUUCGCUAUGCAAGGACAUGAAAGCUGGAGAAAUUCUAGCUGUUUACAAAGAUGGCAGCAGAGGAGAUUGCAGAGACGACUUCGUGGGUGUGUUUUGUAUUUUGGAAUCAUUUCCCGCGGCCAUUGAGAUGGAAGGUAGUACACAGAAGCACUCGUCGAGAAUCAGCUAA
Molecule: messenger RNA, 531 nt
Organism: Aureobasidium melanogenum CBS 110374
Lineage: Eukaryota; Fungi; Ascomycota; Dothideomycetes; Dothideales; Saccotheciaceae
Exons: 1
Coding region: 1-531 (176 amino acids)
Source: RefSeq, a predicted model, not a curated record